AUGUCUACAAACACUCCCUCUGGUUCACAGCACACCAGCAAAAAGUCCCACAAAAACCCUCGCAAAGACCCCUUUAUCAUCGUAACACCCAGAGAGGCUAGCGGCAGACAUGUCGAUCUCUCGUCGCGUCGCGUCGCGGCCCAAAUCUACCUCGACCACCUUCGGCCCACUGCACAUCAACGCUCCCAAAUUGAAGAUUUAUACGAAGCGGGCCACGCGUUCGAGCACCUGUAUCGCUGUUUGGACCAGGAAGACCAGCUGAGCGCUGCAGCUCUCCUUGCCUCGUUGGGAUUGGACACGGACACGCGUGAAUCUGUAGCGAACCGCUGGCAUACACGAUGGAGCCAGCCUAGCGGUCAGAAUGCAGAAAAGACGUGGAGAGUGUUAUAUCAGUGUGCGUGCGGGUACAACCACGCCGCCGCAGGAACAAAGAAUCGAAAGAACCCACUUCCUUUCACCGAAUGUCCUGCACACGUUGAACUCACGUACGUUCCGGAGACACAGAAGAUCCUUCGCAUUCGAGGCCUGGUACAACACAAUGAGGCGUGUCUAUCCGCUGAGUACGCUUCACUCCCCACUCGACCUCUUCAUCCGUCUGUCUUUGCGGUCGCUCUCCGGCAGCUUGGUGAAGGAGUCAAUCUGGAUGGCAUAAUGGAGAAGAACAAGGCCAUGUUCCGUCAGUGCUUAUACCCCGAACAGCCCACUGAUCUGCGGAAGAGUGGGUCCGCUUACCGCUGGCUCAUUAAGCGGCAUGAUACACGUUCCCUGUAUCGUCAGUAUAAUCGCCUUCAUGGCGUGAACGUUACGGAAGCGGCCCAUAUCAACGUAGACGAGUGGUUGGACAAAGACUCACCCCGCUAUAACGCCGAAAUCGCCGCCGCUGUGUUCCACUAUUCGGCUCGGGCACAGGUGGGAGACCGGUUCGAAGUCUGUAUUGCAACGAAGGCAAUGAAGGAGGCGGCGUGGGCGCACGGGCACAAGAGUCAAAUUAUGCUGGAUGGGACAUUCGGAGUCAGCGAGAAGAAACUACUUCUCUUUAUUCUCAUGGGCUUGGAUGAGAAGCGAAGAGGCGAACCUUUGGCUUUAUUUCUGUUCUCCGCUCCAUCCGGUAAUCGCCACACAGCCGCUGGCUACAACACGGAGAUCCUCGCGAAGCUUCUGUCGCAGUGGCGCGAUACUCUCGGAAAGCGUGAUGGCGAGGCAUUCAUUCCAGCGGUCGCCAUCACCGAUACAGAUCUCAUGGAGCGAAAUGCUCUCGCGCGCGUCUUUCCGAGCAUUUGGCUUUUAAUCUGCAAAUUUCACCUCCGUCAAUCGUGGCGAAACCAUCGAAACAAGCUGUUACGGGGGAAAUCACCUGUACACAUGUCAAUCAAGGCCCGGAUGGCACGAAUCGAAGCGGAACUCGUGCUGACAACGGACUUUGGCCAAGCGAAGGAGUUACUGGCGAAGGAGAGGGCUUUCCUAGAGGGGAUGGAACAGGACCAUCCGUCAGUGGCAAAGAACGGGCUGGACCAUCUUGCAUACCUUGGCGAAGGUUAUUGGAUGAGGGACGAAGCACUGUGGAGAAGUUGGUCCGAAUAUGGUCGCCGUUGGGCAGCCAUUCUGCUCCAAUGCGAGAUCGAGGGAGUACUCACCACGACGAACCAUCUCGAGUCGUUCAACGGUAUUCUCAAGCGUCGACAUCUCCGUCGUUGGCAGCGUGGUAACCGCCGCCUCCGGAUCGACAUCCUAAUCAAGCUAUUGAUUCAGAAAAUCUUACCCGCCAUCUUCGAGCAGCGCACUCUCGAAAGAGAAGAGGACGAGCGAUGGGACCAUCUAUUGCUCUCGCUUCCUGGGGGCGCUGCUCUUGUGAAAGGCCUUCGCGAUAAGUCGCGCGCAGCGUCUCUACCUCCCGUCGCAUAUCUAGCCACAGACGAAACUCGUCAGCAAUCAGCAAUCGACCUUCUCCAGCGCAAUCAGAUCAGUCAACCCACAUAUGAAGAACACACUCAUACCUUCCUCUUCUCUUGCUACUCUACAUAUGCCACCAUAUACGACCGAAACCCAUCCUUAUACUCCAUCACCCUCUCUCUCGAUGGAUCCGCAUCGUGCUCGUGUCCGGACUUCGCCCGCAUUGGAGGAGCAUGUAAACAUCUCCGCGCAGCGAUACUUCGGCUGGAUGCUUUCCGCGCUACACAUCCGCACACACCUAUUAUCAGACUACCGGCAUCCGAGGAAGAAGCGCGAGCGCGCCAAGCCACGAACCUUACGAACACAUUCAAGAGUUCUUCAGCACGCAUGGCCCAUGAGACCUCUCCCGCCGAUCCAGUAUCCCAUAGUCGCGGUGUGGCUGCUUCGGUGAUUGAUGCAACAGUCCAAGAAGCGAAUGACACCCUUUUUGAGGAGGUGGAAGGAGGCGAGGAUGGCGCUGAGGAAGAGGACGAUGUGGAAAGUGAUAUGGAGAGCGUGGCAACGGACGCUGGGGAGGAGGACGAGUUUUUGUUCACGGCGCUCGACGAGCAUGGGAAUGCUCGUCGGGCCAUCGAACAACAGACGCUGGCCCGCGUUCUAUUCGAUCUCACGAGUGUGGCGCCGAAGCUUGGUCAGUUGGGCGGCUACUUGAAGGAGUUAGGAGGGGCACUCUCACCGGACGACAUGCAGAAAGCCGCGGAUGCUCGAGAACACAUCAGAGUGCUUACCGACCAGCUGGAUAGGCUCAUGAAGAUUGACAACAGUGACGUCGGGUCCGGAGCCUCAGCCUCAGCCUCAGCAUUACCAGCAAAGCCUGUUCAGAGCACGCCGGUAUUCCCUCUCGCAAAGGAGACCCAGAGUAUGACUAGCAGCAGUACAGAGGGUUGCCACAGUGGCCCAAAGCUGUCCAACACGGAACGACUUCGGCUCAAACGCGCCGCAUUAGAGCCCCCAUCACCGGAGAAGGGAGCCACGAAGAGGCACCAGUCGUAUUCAAAGGAUUAG
Molecule: messenger RNA, 2955 nt
Organism: Stereum hirsutum FP-91666 SS1
Lineage: Eukaryota; Fungi; Basidiomycota; Agaricomycetes; Russulales; Stereaceae
Exons: 2
Coding region: 1-2955 (984 amino acids)
Molecular function (GO): zinc ion binding
Source: RefSeq, a predicted model, not a curated record